Messenger RNA from Pelobates cultripes (western spadefoot toad), 16508 nucleotides. NCBI's taxonomy places the organism in Eukaryota, Metazoa, Chordata, Amphibia, Anura, Pelobatidae. The record is from the annotation of a GenBank genome assembly.
CUAACACUAAAGUUCCCCUCUAUCUGUGCUUCCCCCUCCCUCUCUUCCCCUCUGUCCAUGAAAGUGUUAAAAAAAAAACUUUGAUUCACUUAUUUGUUUCCAGCGCUGAUGUCCCUGGGCUUCUGGUUGCACUCCUUCGAUGUCAGCCAAUGGGGGGGAACCUAAUGCUCAUGCGCAAAGAGCUCAUGCAUUAGGCCUUUUUGCCACAAGAAAGCAUUGACUCAAUGUUUUCUGACAUUUGUGUACAAAUGUUGUGCCUAAAUCAGGGGUACUUCUUUUUCUCAUCAUAUCCUAUAUUUCCUCUAGAAUAGAGAUUAUUGAAAAGAAUUCUCGUGAAAUUGAGAAUCAGAUACAGAAACUUGAAGAUGAGAAGAGGGCAUAUACUGAAUUAGAGAAGUCCGAGCCUCCAGAAGCAAUGAUAGACCCUUCUAAGCCCAUCCCAGGUAUGUGCAGGGCUCUAUUUAAUUUCUUGCAAUAUAGUGCAUACCUUAUUUGAAAAUAAUGAUCAAACUAAAUAUUUGAUGGAUGUUAUCUAACAGGUGUAGCCAGCAGGCAGCUCUCCAGCCAUUAUGAAAUAAUUAUUAUAAGUAAUGUAUUACUUUCCUACAGCAAAAAAAUUUAGGUCACAGUCUAAUGUAACCCUAUCAUCAUUAUGGUUCUCAGCUUAGAAUUAUACACAUUAUUAUGCCUGGAGUCCAAGCUCACCAGAUUCUAAAAUCUAUUUCCAUAUUCUUUGGGACACAGAGAAAUAGGCAAAGGCUAACCCUGGCAGGACUGAUAUGAUUUGGGUACUGACAUGGUAGAAAAUGGCAUGGUGGGUGUGAAUGUGAAGUGGAUUGAUAUUGAAAGCAGAAAAGGCCUACUGACACAAAUGCUAAAACAAGGACAACAAUGGAGGCAGUUGAGAGUGGAUAUUAACUUACAAUUAGAACAAAUAAGGAAGGUAGCUAGGACUUGGAAACGGAUGUAGAGGGGAAGGAGAGGCUCAUAAAGAGGGGACUGGUUUGGAGGACAGAAAAGAAAGGAGGGGAAUCACAUAUGGGGACAAGGAUAAAUAUAUAUUUGAAGAGUUGCCAAUGAUAAAACAAAAAGGCAAGAGGGUCUGGGCACUUUUAUAUUGUUAAACAAUGCGUAUAAAAUAUUGGACAUCAUUGUCCUAGAAGUAUGGUUGGAGGUGGGAUUCAAAUAGCAUUUUCUGGUACAAGUUAGUAUUUAAUGUGAACCAUGCAGUUUUGUGCGUAAAAGGCCCAUUGUCAUGUACGCUACACACUGAAUGUUUAGAUCCGUUUGCUUAUGUGUCAAAUACAUUUGAGCAAUUCAUGUAAUGAAUGGGUGUGGGGUGGGGAGGUUGGAGCUCUCGGGAUGCAGCUAUCAAGAACAUGUAGUUGACCUCUUGUAUUUAUGGUCUUUUUGUCAAUGUGUUGCCUGUUUUGCUUUUUGUAAAUGUGUCCAAUAUGGUAUUUGUACCUUUCUUUAGAUUUUUUAGGUUGGUCUUUUCCUUUCUCACAGGCAUGACGAUAGAAGAAUCUCUUGAUUUUGAAGCUCUUGCAAAAUACCAGAAACAGCUAGAGGACAGAAAGCAAUCCUUGAAAGAUGCCAUGAAAACAAAAUAUGUUCCUACUCAGAUAAAGGAAGAAUUGGAUGAAAAGCUCACUCUUGCCGUGCAGGAAAGAGAUGAAGUAGAAUUAAUAAACAAUAAAUUAAUGGAUAGGUAAAUAAUUAAACAGUUACCAAAAGAAGCAUGCUAAAUUAAUCUGUAAGUAUAAAAAAGAGAUUUAAGAUAUAAAAAAAUAAUUAAACAGACUUGUUGUAUACUGAUCCAAAAGAACUGUUCACAGGGCUUUCAACUGUGUUUUCAAAGCAACAACUAAAUAUAUUGCAUUAAAAAUUAAAGUCAAAAAGACAGAGGAAUACUUUGAUAAGAAGGGAGCCAACACUGGCAUGAACCCUCUCGGGCAGCACGAAAACAACUCUUCAGCCGAGAGGAUACAUCAUAAGCAUCUUAGGACGUCAUGAUGUUUGUGAUGGCCUGUGAUCUCAACCAGACACGAAUGUUUCAACUGAUAUCUAAAGAAAAUAUUAUUUAUAGAAAGUGGUGAAUUCCAGUGAUCACUAUAAACUAUGUGCUAAAAUUGUAUUCACUUUAAUAUGCCUAAUAUAUGUCAAUAUAGUGAUUUGGUGCAUAGAUUCAGCCUCUUUUGUCUGGAAACGUAAAACUUUACCAUUUCUGAGAAACCGCAGUUUUUUUUUCAUUUUUAAAUUAAAGCAUACCUCUUCUUCCUCUUUAAGACCUUCAAUAUUCAAAGUUCUUGACGUCCAGAGUCAUUGCACUGCCCUUAUUAAGUAUAUUAUUUAUUAAAUUGUGGGCUGCGUCAGUCAAACCAUACUUUACAGAGAAUAAUGCACAGAUGGUGACACCCACAAUGCACUGGGGUUGAAACUGUGCUUAGUUAGAUAGUAAUGAAAAUAAUGCCCAGCACUUCUAAUGCAAGCUCUAAAAUUAUUUAAGGCAGUAACACACAGACAGAUGACUCUGCCUCAUACAGGGCUUUUGUGUUAAGCUGAAACAUUGUCCAUCUGUGUGUUGUUGCUUUAAAUAAUUAGAGAGCUCGCUUUACCAGUGCUGAAUCUUAAUUUCCAUUGCUGAUCUGUUGGAUUGCGGUUCUGGAGUCUUUACACCCAAUUAAGGUAUUUAUUAGUGAAUACUCACUUCAUUACUCAGUCAAGAUAACAUGGAAAAGAAACCGCACUCAAUUCGCUUGACAAAGACUCCAUUGAGAGUCGAAACGUUGCAUUGUUUCACAUGUUGUAAUAAAGGUGCCUGAAGACAUUGGAGUGCAUGGACCCUUUUUUUAAUAAUGGUAUUUAUCAGUCAAAAUAACGGGCAGAUCAUGUUUAUUGUACUUCUGUUACAAUUAUUUAUUUCUUGCCAUUUUUCCUUAAUACAAACCUAUAAACAUUUUCUAUAUUAGAUGUAACUAGAAUACUAUAGUUUAACUCUAAUAAAUAAAUUGUAGCCAUUUAUAAUUUAAAAUUGUUUGACGACUUGUUGAAUUUCUAGAUACAGGAAAAGUAGAGUUGCAGCGGACGCCAUUUCAUCGUGGGCAAGGUCUGAUAAAAGUAUUUCUCUCCAUGAUGCUUUAUCACAAGCUAUAGCUAAAGAAAGCCAGUUGAAAGGUAUUGUCAAGAAUUUUCCAGAAACCGUUUUUAAUCUUAAAAAAUCUUUCAAACAUAGCUAUUGUCUCGAAGUGACAUGGUCAGUAUGUUACCAUUCUGGUCAGUUAGAAAAACAGAUUUUAUAUUGUCACGUAAGGCAACUUCAGUGGAAUGAUGUGUGAAUUUCAUUAUCAUAUACCUUGAGGUAUUAAAAGGGUUUGUUGCCUGCCUAAGUUUCGAGCGACAAUAAUGUAAGAAACAUUUAAAUAAAUAUAAAAAAAUAGAACUUUUUUUAUAUAUUUCUAACAGCAGGAAAUGAGUCGGGUUUAGCCUGUUUCUCACCCUCACCCCAUGUGUGAUGGGGAGAGGUUAAUUAACAAAAGAACCAAACCUAUGUAGGUGUCCAAAUAAUUGUGAACUGCACUGUAUGUUUAGAUACUCUCACUAGGCAUUGUGAUUUCAACUUUCAGCUUUUAUCCAACAGAUGACUUGAUACCUGCAAAUGUAUUUGAUGACACGGAUCCCAGGAAAAUCUCAGAAGGCAAAUCUUUGCUAGAAUAUGUUGAAAGGUAAUUUGCAUGUCAUUAGUGGUGUAUCUUUGUUUUGUGCCUCCUUAGGUAUGACUAAACCUGGGCACCCCCCAAUCUAAAUUUGCCCCACCUUCCUGCCAUGGCUGCACCUCUUUCUGAUUAAGAACCCUCCCCUUCCUCUUUAGACUCCACCUUUUCCUACUUCUUUUUAAAGGGAUACUAUAGUGCAACGAAAACAAACCUGUUUUCCUGGCACUUUAGUGCCCGCCUUCCUCGUGGUAGACCGACACUAGAGGUGGAGUUAACCCCUCAAAGUAAUUAUUGCAGUUUCUGAGAAACAGCAAUAAUUACACUUGCAGGGUUAAGGGGACUGGGACACUGCACCCAGAACACUUCAAUGGGCUGAAGUGGUCUGGGUGUCUAUAGUGUCCCUUUAAGCACACACUCUGACAGACACACACAUUCACUGACAGACUCACACUGGCAGAUACACACUGACAGAAACAGACUCACUAAAUUGACCCACACACAUUCACCGACUGGUACACACUGGCAGAUACAGACUGACAAUCACACGCACACACACUUAAUGACAAACACAGACAUCACUGACAGACACAGACUCACUGAUUUGACACACACACAUUCACUGACACACACUCAUUCAUUGAUAGACACACACACUGACAGAUACAAACACUGUCAGGCACACACUGAUAGUCACAUACACACUCAAUGACAAACAGACUUUCACUGAUUUGACAUACACACACACGCUCCAUCACUCACAGACACAGUCACUCACAGACACACACACUUACACUCACAGUCACACACACGUACACUCAGACACACACACAUACACUCAGACACACACACAUACACUCACAGACACACACCUACACUCAUAGACACACAUACACUCACAAAUUAUUAAUAUUAUUGUAAUUUAACAUUUUCCACCCAGCCUUCCUACCUGGAGAGCUGGCUUGGGUCUGUCGUUGGGGAUCCAGUGAGGCGGCUGUAUUGGCAUCAUAUACGGCGAGGGAGCUGUGAUCUCCCUGCUCUGCUCCCUCGCAUCUCGCGAGCUGUCUACUGAUGCCAGGAGCCGAAUGAUGUCAGAGAUGUCGGAGCAGAGCAGGGAGAUCACAGCUCUCUCGCCGUAUAUGAUGCCAAUACAGCUGCCCGCCAGGGGGUCUACAAGGUGGCCAACAGGCCAGCUCUUGGAACCCCCCCAUGACAGGGGGAACACCAGGGAAAUCCGAGUGAGUGCUUGGGGGGCGCGUUUUUUUUUUUACCACCCCCCGGUUAGUGCCGCCCCAAGGCAAAUGCCUAGUUUGCCUUGGGCUAAAUACAAAUAUGCAUGUCAUUGAUAAUAUAUUUUAAUAAACAUGAGCUUUUCAUAGACCUGUCACAUAAAUUUGAAAUGUAAAUUUGUCAUAAACCUGGGUUCACAAUCGAGUCUUUCCUUGACUAGAGCCCUAUAUAUUCCAAAAUCACUUUAUUGACAGGAGUGUUAUACACAGGACAGUGACCACCGUACAUAUUUGUUUUAUUGCCUUUUUUGCUGCUUGCAAUCAACCCUUAGUUCCGUACUGUUCAGGCUUGGGUGGAUAGCGUUACAGUGUCCUGUUUCCCUUCAGAGUGGGUGCAUGUUGUUCUUUUUUGGUGCAUUUUUCUGUUUAUAUUCUAGUAGAGGCUGGGCUACAGUGGAUGUUGCCCUAAAUGCCCCUUGUGACAUUGGAACAUGUCACUAGUGCAUUUCUGGCAACCCUAUAGUAUUCUAUUUCAUACAUCCAUGAGCUAGAAUGACUCAGACACACUGUAGGUAGGCAGGUUUGGUAGAAUAAAAGGCCUGUUAAAUUACUCUUUGAGUAUGGAGAUUUCUAUCUUCAGGGUUACUGUGAUAAGUUCUUGCCUUGCAGCACCUGGGGUAAGAUUGGGAAUCAGAAAGAUUUAUUUCUAAAAAAAAAAAAAGCACAGCUCAGGUUAUUAUGCACUUGCCUUUUGUAUUUCAAAUACUCACUCCAGGUACCCACAAAUAUUAGAGGUAAUGUGUACGUCCGGUUACAGUUAGUUACACAGUCUAUGUACCAAAAUUAUUUUAUCAUGAAAAUAAAACUGUUUUGGGAAAUAGAUGCUGAUCUUGCAGUUUUACAAAUCAAAACAGGAUAGUUUCUGAAAAACAUUUUGCAGUUUCCACUCCUACUAAUGGCUGUAAGACAGACUUCCAUAGUAAAAUAGGUCUAAUUCUUGAAUAUGAUGUCUGACUUCAGCAUGCAAUAUAUGCUGAAGCUAGAUUCUGUGUGCGACCAAUGCUUCUCAAAAAAGCAUUGUAUUGGAGGAUCGUGGAGAUUGCCACAUAUCUGCUAUUUGUCUUCAGUGCUUGUCUAUGAGAAGCAUCUGAUUGGACACAGAUUACCAAGUUUAAUGAUCUGACUGGAGGAGGAAUGGGCUGUAGUGAGGAGACUAUCCCGUCUUUGGAUUAUGGGUAAAUUCAAUGUUUUUCUUUUUAGGAUAUACAAUCAAUCUAUGGCAAUUAUUUGAUAAACCAGAAAUUAUUAAGAGCUGACAUGGAAUCAUACAUUUUUAGGACAAAAUUGCCCGAAACUACUUGGUGAAUUCUCCAGACUUCCUUCUUUAGUGUACAAACUCUAUUAUUGAGUAAUGUUGUUCAUUAAUCUGUUAUGAAUAGAUCUGCUACAUUUAACGGUGACUGUUCUGUGCUGGCAGGUACUAUACAAUUAUAGGGUUGUAGUCUGCAGUGUGUACAAUCCCAGCUUGCAGAACACACUGAAAUGCUGCAAGAUAACUUGUUAAACGGAAUGCCUUUGGCAAUAAUUGUAUAGUUUUUGGCACCAAGAAUUCCUAUAUUGUCUCAUCUUACCCUUCCUUACAGAUUUAAUGACUUAUUGUUAAGCGGUCAGUACAAGGCUGCGGCAUCCCUCGCAGCACACAGUCCUAGAGGAAUUCUUCGAAACGUGGAAACUAUGGAGAGAUUCAAAGGUAUGUUGUGAGGUUCUUGUUUAUUACUGUAGACACCAAAACCACUUCAGCCAUUGUUUCACUUUAAUUUAAAGAGUAGUUGUGCUCAUCCUAUGUGAUGAUUGGUACUAUUCUAGUGGUGAACUUCUUGUCCCAUAAGCCACUGCUGUGUAGGAGUUUAUAGAAUAAAAUUUUCUUCCUGGUGAGUGAAUGAUCAGCCUGCAGCUAUGGGCAGACCCACAAAACACUGCACAAAGCAAAACAGUAAAGGUUGAAAGUCCUCUAAUUCUUAUUAUAGGGAAGCACUGGAUAAGCAUUUGCACUUGACACCCAUGUGAUUCUUGUCCUCAAUGCUUCUCUAUGAGAACCAUUCGAUUGGACGAGAAGGCAAAGAGGAGGCAGCCUCUUGGAAGACGUCACAGGAGGCAGAGUGGGCAGCUAUGCAGAGUGAGUCUUGGCACUGGACAAGGGGUAAAUAACAUGUUAUUUUUUUAUGAAAUUUAGGAGGCCCCUGAAUCUUAAAUAGGGAGUAGAACACUAGCGGCAGAAAUACAUGUUUGUAUUCUUAAAAUUAUAGUAUUCAUUUAAAGAUUCAUUUCUUUGAUAAAUAUACUGCAAUCACCUGCAUGCAUUUAGUGUCCUGAUUAAAAUCAGUGCUUUCGCAUCAGAAGUACAGGAUUUGGAAGAUUCACAAAGCCCCAAUAUUGAUAAAAAUCAGAACCAAAUGGAUCUGGCAGAAUGCACAUUCAGAAAUUAUUAUUAAUUUGUUUUCUUGCAAAUUAACUGAUAAUUCGAAGUGUUAUUUGCCCUCUUGAAGACGUUAAAACCAGUGUGAAAGUUAAUAUGUAGUGGCUGGCCAAACGUUUCAAUAAAAAUAAAUAAAUAAAAAUGCCUGUGGUGGGUUAAUAAGACCCCCAUAUUACUAUUAAGGAGAUAUUAAACCUCCCUAUGCCCACACUUGCCAUGCAGUAGGUGGAGACAUAUCUCCUAAAUUUUUAAAACUAGUGACUGGGCAGCCAUUACAUGGGUACAUUGCAGUCUAUUAACAGCGCAGGAGAGUAGAAAUUAUAUGUUAAGCACACUGUGCAAUAAGUUUAAAAAUUAGACCUCUCUUUAUAGGAAGUGUGUAAGUAACAGGCAGGGGAAGUGUGGCUGUGGCUGCAUAAACAAAGUGAUUUCGCUCCCUAAUUACAGAGAAUUGAGCGGUGAACCUGCAGGGGAAUGAUCUAUACACCAAAACUGCUUUGUUAACCUAAAAAUGCUACGUGAAGCUAAAGUUGUUUGUUUCUUAAGGUGUCCAUUUAAGUACUAAUGCUUAUCAGGUCAGGUGUGUGGAAUUUGUAUUGCAAAUUGGAGUGUACUUAAUACCAAAUUGCUAAAUUUAGGCUAGAACUGUCAGGCUGUAACUAUUCUCAUUAAAAAUUUGUAAUUACAAUUUGCUGAUUACUGAAGAAACCCUUCUGAGUGAACCGCUCAGACAAUUGCAGGGUAAGUGCCAUGCGUAAAAUGAACUUUUCAUAGUGUCUAAGUGGUUUUCCUUAUCAAUUAAUUGGAAAAUAUGUCUUUUUUGUUCAAUUCGCAAAAUGAUAAAUGCUAACUGAUGGUCAGCAUCAUAAGAAGCAGACAUGAAUAGUGUACAGAUGUUACAAGCAGGAAUGAACUAUGGGAACUUGCUGCUAUUACGUAGCUGCAAUAAAUUGACCGGCUGUUGGUAUUAUAGAUGCUAAACAGCUGCUUUUUAACAACAAGCAAGGAAAUUAGCCCUGUGUGGGUUUCAUUAGAUUAAAUUCCAGAUUAUGAUAAUAUUUGGGUAACAGCCUUUGCAUAGCUGUUUUUAGUCCAAAACUUUCAUCAUCGCCAUCCAAACAUAGAUCCCUUUAUUAAUCGAUCCGUUUCUACAAUUUCUACAUAGCUUUAAGCUGUUAAGAUAUCUCAGUAGAUUAAUGUGCCUGCUGAAGAGGUCUUGCUAAUGGGUUCAUUCUGACUUGCAUCUUUCUGAGGAUGAAUUAGUACAAGAUCCUUUGAGUAAUAGUAAUAUUAUGUGACUUAUGAUGAAGUGCAUUGAUACCAUCUGCUAGACUAGAGCAAGCCAAGCUCACUGUUAUUAUUAACUAAGCAAGCAUUUAUCUAGCCUUGCCCUCCAAUAUUCCUGUUUUCCUACUAAGGUUCUAUCUAUAUAUCCUCUUCACAGCUGCUGAAGACACUGACGGACAGGUUUUCCCUUUGUUAUUAUUCUUCGAAGCCCUUAUGGGCACCAGUUAUUUGGCAAAGCAUCCUGUCAAUGCAACCCUCACACUGGAAGGAGUUAAGUGCGCUCUGUCCUAUGACAAAAUAGAUCUGGUUGUUCACUGGGUUACACAUCAGAGGUAAAACAUACUGUUUAUAUGAUGAUCACCUUUAUGUGUAUUAGUCUGAUCACAAUACCAGGGAAAUAAAAACCUGUCUCUAAUCCUCACUCUUGCCUUGGCAGUCGAUAGACUGAUCAGUAUCCCUUUACAAGAAUACAGCGUUACACUAUUGAUCACACACUAAUCUGGUGGAGGUAGAGUUACAAUUGUAUAAACUCUGUUAUAAACAUAAACCUAGAAUGAAAAUGUAACAAUACUAAUCAGCACACAAACCUGUGCACCAAACCGUCAUUGCCAGCUGCUCAAUCGAUCCAUACAGACAUUAAUUCUUUGCUUCCAUUCCCGUGCUUAUGAAUUUAGGGUUAACACUUUCUUAUGUUAUGAUUCUCAUGACUUUCACUUUGCACUGUUUUUUUUGCCUGUAUUUUCUAUUUUUCACUUUUUACCCAGCGCCGGGCAGCUACUCCAACUCUUCGAUGAUCCUGCCAAUGGAUCAUCUCUAUCCAAUCCAAUGCUUCUCGUAGCAGCUGCUAGAGGAAUUCUCACUGACAAAUAUAAAGACUGUCAUUUCUCACAAACAACAUGUUACAUUUGUCUGAGUCUAUUAAAAUGAGGGGUUUUGGUACUUAGAGUGUCCUUUUAAUGUUUGGCAAACACACCGUGCAAUGGAUUUUAUUUUUAAUUUAAACCUCUUUCCCAUUUCUUUAUUUUAAUAAAAAUAAACCCCCUGCCUUUUCUUGCCUUCUGGGCAUUGGGUUUGCCUCCCCUCUGUAGUGUUUCAGAAAGCACUACAGAGCAUGUACAUCAAAAUGUCAAAAUUGCUUUUAGAAAUUCUUACCUUUGGUUUUUUUUGCAAAUGAGCAAUUAAUGUGUGUGCUUUAGAUAUUUGCGCCUGUCACAGAAAACCUGCCAUGAUUUGUAACUUUUUAAAUUUAUUACCAAAAACUAAAUUCUGAAAUCAAAGUGCCAAAAAAUAGCACAAGAUCUCACCAAAGCAGAUGUACUAAAAGCAAUUCCUGUCAUUUUUAUACAUAGCACCCAUAUGCUUUAUCCUCAGGAUAGAAGGUAAUUAUCGUUUUGUUUGUUCUGUAAGGAAUUUGUCUUUCUGUGAUGAAAGUACUUUUCUCUCCAUGUCUAAUCUUUUUUCAUAUAUUCGUAGGAUAUCAUUUUCGGAGGCUCUCGGUGAUAUUAUUAAGGAGUACGGGGAUAAAGAGCCAUUUCAGAAAUCCACCUGUCUGGCCUUGAUGCAGUUAAUAUACAGGAAGUGCUCAAAUGUCAGGAAGGCAGCGCUCUGUAUGUGUUUGCAGGACCAGGUACAAGGGGCCCUGGAAUACACCUAUCAAAGCAAACGCUUCUCGUUGGGUAAUUCAUUAUAUCUAAAAAUAAUAGUAAUUUAAUACAGUCUGUCCUCCCAGGUUAAGGGGUUAAUUAUGGUAAACCAUUGUAUUAGAUGUUAGCACUUAGUAAAGGCUGUAUGGUAACAAAAGAAGUAAAGGAUUUUAUUAGCAUUGUCUUGUGUGAUACUUCUAUAUAAUGUUGUGUAGUUAGCUCUUACAGAAAGGUUUAAACAUAUGGAGGGCACUUGUUCUAAUUACACGUGUGUAUAACAGAUUAUUUUUGACCUAGCAUAUUAUUGUGUUGGCUCACUAGAUUAUAAAUUUUGGUAAAAUCCCUGAAGAUUUGCAAUUCUCGGUUGUCCAAUUUUGAUAACCACGUGUCAUACGUAGCUUUUGCUUACCGUCCUUGGUGGAAACAAUCAUGAUCCUCUACCGCUAUAAGGUGUCUGCUUCACACUGUGAUACAUUAUGUGUGUUUAGAGAUACCCUCCUUCACAUCACUUUCUAUCGUACUGAACAAGCCUGACUAGCAACCUCUGACCUCUCAUUGGCAUGGUUUUUACUAACAGAAGUGUAGCUCAGAGAUAUUUUAUAAUUUAUAGAUUUUUUUCUGUGUUAGAGACAGACAUAUCAGAAAUGCCCAUCAGUCAGCUGAUUCAUAGAUAUUGUAUUCGCCUUGCCUAGCUCCAAGUGUAACAAUCAGAUCACAAUUAGAUCACAGAUCUAUGUUGUUCCAAUGUUUGUCAAACACCAACUAAACCUCUUCAACGUGUCAAAAAGGAAACAUUCAUAUUUGAGUUGCUGCCGCUUGCUUUUCAGUUUUGCUCUUUAUUUUAACAUGCUGAUGGUGUACCUAAUAAAUAAUAGACUGACUAUUUAGUUACUAGAUGUCAUACGAGUAGAUAAUAAGACAAAUUGAUAGAUUCAGAUACAGAGACUCUUAUGAAUAGACGGUGAAUAUAUAGAUUGAUGGAUGGAGUAAGAUACAAUCUCUCUCUUUCUUUCUAUGUGUAUUUGUGUACUACAUGUAUUAUCAAUAUCUUUUUUACAGAUGACUAUUUAUUUCUGCUUAAAAACUGUCCUACGGCAGAGCUGAUCCAUGGUUUGACCAGAGAAUGGAAUGGAAAGCCCGCAGUGUUAUCUGUUGGACAGGCUGCGCUCUCUCUGAUCUAUACCGACCACAAGGAGUAUGGAUUUCAGCUGUUAGAAAACAUACACACAUGUGGAGAAAGUAUGUAUCCGUGUGUAAUAUAAAACAAUCCACAUGCCAGCAGUGUGUUUGUAUACUAAUCCGAGUAGGCAUAGUUUAAUAAGUAAUUUGAAGACAAUGACUGCGAUUACUGUGGGGAGGGAUAUUAUAAAUACUAGAAACAUUUUAUAAGUUCAAUCGCCGAUAUUUAUACAUGGUGAGAUAUACAUGGGGAAGAGGUGGGGGGAUUACUAAAUUAGGAUUUGUAAAGUAAAUUCCCAACUUAGUAUAAAGCCUGCUUUUGAACAUUCACAACGUUUUGAGGAAGCUCCUCAUACACAUGCUUCAAGUCCACUUCUUUUCUAUGGUUUUCCCAUAUUUUCCAUUUCUCUGAUUACCUUUGUUCCUUGAUCGCUCCCUUCUUUCUAUUUGAUUACCUUUUUUCGUUCCAUGAUCCCCCCUCUUUCCUAUUCUCUCCUUACCUAAUUCCAUUAUUUCCAAAGCCCCAUCUGUCUUUCUUUGCUGCGGUUCCUCUCUAAUGGCUCUCAUUCCUCUUGUAAUUUCUCUGUCUGCCCCCUGCAUUGUCCUGCUCCCUAUUCUUCUCUUUUACUCCCAUUCCCUCCUUGCUCCCCAUUUACCCCCACCCCGCCCAUAUUGCCCGAGUGCUCUCACAAGCCUCUUUCAUUCUUCAACUGCUUUACCAUGGAUUGCUUUACCUCUCUCUCACAGUGUUGCCAUUGACCAACACAUCUCUCUCACUGCUACCCAAUGUAUUGCCCCAUCUCUCUCACUGCUACCCCAUGUAUUGCCACAUAUUUCUCACUGCUACCCUAUCCCCAUAUAUUGCCUCAUCUCUCUCACUGCUACCCGAUGUAUUGCCCCAUCUCUCUCACUGCAAGCCCAUGUAUUGCCCCAUCUCUCUCACUGCAUCCCCAUAUAUUGUCCCAUCUCUCUCACUGCUACCCAAAUAUUGCCCCAUCUCUCUCACUGCAUCCCCAUAUAUUGUCCCAUCUCUGUCACUGCUACCCAAAGUAUUGCCCCAUCUCUCUCACUGCAUCCCCAUAUAUUGUCCCGUCUCUCUCACUGCUACCCCAUGUAUUGCCCCAUCUCUCUCACUGCUAGCCAAUGUAUUGCCCCAUCUCUCUCACUGCUACCCUAUGUAUUGCCCCAUCUCUCUCACUGCUACCAACGUAUUACCCAAUCUCUCACUGCUACCCCAUGUAUUGCCCCAUCUCUCUCACUGCUACCCAAUGUAUUACCCCAUCUCUCUCACUGCUACCCCAUGUUUUGCCCCAUCUCUCUCACUGCUACCCAAUGUAUUGCCCCAUUGCCCCAUCUCUCUCACCCAAUGUAUUACCCAAUCUCUCACUGCUACACAACGUAUUGCCCAAUCUCUCACCGCUACCCCAUGUAUUGCCCAAUCUCUCACCGCUACCCCAUGUAUUGCCCAAUCUCUCUCACUGUUAUCCCAUGUAUUGCCCAAUCUCUCUCACUGUUAUCCCAUGUAUUGCCCAAUCUCUCACUGCUACACAAGGUAUUGCCCAAUCUCUCACCACUACCCCAUGUAUUGCCCAAUCUCUCUCACUGUUAUCCUAUGUAUUGCCCAAUCUCUCACUGCUACCCAUGUAUUGCCCAAACUCUCACUGCUACACAAUAUAUUUCCUCAGCUAUCACUGCCAGCCCAUGUAUCACCCCAUAUCUCUCUCUGUUAUAAAAUUAAUUCCCUAAAUCUCUCUCAUUGUUCCACGAUAGAUCAUGCCAUCUCUAUUAUAACUUUCCCCAGUUUUCAGUCUAUUUUUUCCUCCCUUUCUUUUCCUACUUUUUAUUUUAUUUCUCAUUGUACCCUUGCUGUUGUGCCCCCCCAUAAAUCCCUUUAAAUUACACCUCUGCUCCAUGGGAAAGAAGCAAGGCAUCUCCUCUAUUGCACAGAGUGAUACCUAGCACUGCUCCCAAAAUUGUCUGACCCGUUUGUAAACAAACAAGAGACUGAGAUUUUUUCUCUAGUGUUUAUAUUUCAGUAACAGGAGACAUACUGUUAAUAUUUCAGCACCUUGGCUGCUUGAUCACAUUAGUCUCAUCCAUUAGAGUGCAUAUUGAGGUACAUAUUACCUUUCACAAAUUAAUAAUAUAUUUUAAUGGAGAAUUGAUCCCUGGAGCGUUCCUUAUUUCAUUUCACUUGUAAAACCUUCAUUAUGCAUCCAGAAUUUAACUUUUAUUAAAUACUUUAUUUUACUCAUGAAUUAUGUGCAAGAGGCCAUGCAUUUCCACAUCUGUAACUAUGAUUAAUUCAAAUACUCAGUAGUCUAUUCACUAAGCAGCAAUUUCCAUUGUCCUGGGAAUCAAAAUACACACAAAAAUGACAGAGUUGGAAAAAAUCUCUAGCAAUAUUUUAACAACUUUUAAAGGCACACUAUAGUCACAAAAACAACUUUAGCUUAAUAAAGCGGUUUUAGUGUAUAUAUCAUGUCUCUGAAGUCUGACUGCUCAUUUCUCUGCCAUUUAGGAGUUAAAUCACUUUGUUUCUGUUUAUGCAGCCCUAGCCACACCUCCCCUGGUUGUGACUCACACAGCCUGCAUGCAUUAACAGUUCAGAAAUGAAACUAUUUUUCCCUAUGUCUGAAUUGUGGGCACAUAAAAAUAAUUCUAUAAGGUUGUCUAUGCUUUACAGGUGCUGCUUAGUAAUGAAGUCAAUACAUAGCUGGUAACAUUAUAAUGCAAGAAUAUAUAUAUUCUAUACUGUAUUCCCAUUCACAUUCAUUCCUAAGGGUUUUCUGAGAAUCAAUUUUAUUUCUGUUGUAGCAUCCUCCGAGAAACCUUAAUUAGUCAUUUCCCAAUAUACACAACUGGAUCAAAUACAAAUGACAUUACUUCUAUUUUGCAUUUCAUUAUGACCUAGCAGUAUGUUUUAUAACUACCACAGUCACCUUGAGGAAAGAAAACAUAAUCAUUGUUAAAAAUUAAAUAUGUCCAUCAUUUAGAAGCAAGUAUACCCCUAUUAUAGUCUCUCUACUCAAGUGCUAGAAAAUUGAGAAUCUCUGUGGUCACUGCUUUUGUUCCUGGCAUGUGUCAAAUUCGAACAAUCCAGAGUGUGAAUAUAAUUUAUUGUGAGGGUUCUAUAGUUGGGGAAUAUGUUUUGUGCCGUCUGGAUUUCGAGAGUGGAAUAGAUAUUACAUGUAUUCUCUCUCUGUGGUUACAUCUCGUAUUGUUUUGCACCCCAGAGACUAUAAAUAUCACAUGGUUAAUCACUAAAGUGAAAAUUGAAGGUGAAUUUCAAAUUCAAGGCAUAAAUAGCUGAACUGGAAAUAUUCUCUAAGCCUGCUAUACUUCCAGCUUAGCUACUUUGGUCUUGGAUUUAAAAUUCACUUUAAAUUCUAACUUUUGUUAAUAACCCUAUUACUUUCACAUGUCCCUCCCCUCUGGUAUACCUACUUGCCUGCAUUUAUUCUAUAUGAUUUCCUUACUAUCACAGAAAGGGUGGCAUUACAUGAUUGCUUAUUGUAUUGCAGCUACUAUUAGUGCAGGCAACCUCCGGUACUCCACAUGCUGCGGACUACAUCUCCCUUGAUUUAUUACAUUUUAUUAUAUUCUUAUUUUCUCUUUCUCAGGAGCUUUGGAACAAGUUAUUCUUAAUGACGUAGCCUGUACCCUGGAAGGCUGGGCCGAGAUUGCCGAAGAAUGUUUGAACAAAAACUAUAGAUUGUUGUCUGAGAAGAUUCUGUCUAUUGUCACGUCACAGGAUGGCGUUGUGGAGAUUUCGUCCAAGGAUGAGGAUGUAAAAAUUAUGGAGCAUGUUUUCAUGUAAUACUUCCAGAGUGCCAGCAGAGGGCGCUUGUGCACCGCUUUGAGUUAUAACAAGACCAGCUUGCUGCCUGAGUAACUGACUAUCAAGUUUAGAAAUCGUGCUAAAUAAAUGACUUUAAAAAAAAUAAUUUUUUAACAUUCCCCUGUUUUGUUUUGCCAUAGCAUUACACAUGCUGCGUAUUAGUUCAUCUCACUAUUAAAUUUUUAGUGUAUCUCACCAGUGUCAUUGCAAAUAAGUUUCUAGAUAAAAUGUUGUUUUUUUUUUUUUGCAGCAUUGUUAAAAACCUGUGUACGGGAGGAUUUAUGACUGUAAUAAAAUACAUCUUCAGGUUUGCAGUCGUGUCGCUAGCACUUAAAACCAUUGUUUCACUUAUCACUACAGCCGUAGCGUUUUCAAUUACAAUACAGUAAGCUGGGUACUAAAGAAAGUUUUUGUGUAACAAAACUGUUGACAGGAACGUAUAUGUAUAUAUGAGAAGCGCAAACCAAACAUUUUUGAUUUGUGACAGGCAGUCAGAAUAUCAUUAAUCACUUUAAACUUACAUGAGCAAUGCCAUCAUCACAGCUUUCUGUAUGUCAGAUGUAGUUCCUUACAAUUACUGUGGGGAUUAUUCAUUUAAAGGAACACUCCACUGAUUUUAAUUUGUUUUUCACAAUUUAGUAGACUUACCGCAUGUUUUUCUGCAUCUAGGAUAUAUGAAGAAACAGUUUACAAAUGCUGCAUCCCUUUAUCUCAGACACAUAUUUUCAGUGUGUUCCAGUGAAUAAACCAAUCAGAGUCUUAUCAUUGGGAUUCCUCUAUGCUGGAUCCGCGAGUCCUACACAUGGUUGCAGCUUUCCUAUGCGUUUGCGUCUUACUGAGACUUAAUACAGCUCACUGAGAAGGAGGGAAGGCAGGCACCCUAUAGCUUAGCACGUUAGCACUGCGGAGCUAGCAGAUGCAGAAGUAGAGAGGUGUUUUUGCCCCCAAUUAUAAAAGUGAUGAUUUGUAUUGAAUUCAGCACUUUUAUAAACUGUCACAAAUAGGACAGAUUCCAGCGUGCUGAAGUGCUUUAUGUGUCUGGAGUGUUCUUAACUACUAAUUAUAUAACAUUAACAAAAUCAAAAGUAUUGCAAUGUAUAAAUCAAAAUACAUGUGUUAUAAAAAAAAUCUCCAUCUUGG